This is a messenger RNA of Saimiri boliviensis boliviensis (Bolivian squirrel monkey), 3318 nucleotides long. It is a transcript of the gene TTC13, whose product is annotated as tetratricopeptide repeat domain 13. Gene Ontology annotation, molecular function: protein binding. NCBI's taxonomy places the organism in Eukaryota, Metazoa, Chordata, Mammalia, Primates, Cebidae. The record is from RefSeq and is a predicted model, not a curated record.
ACCUGUCCGCCGUGGGUUAGAGGCAGGGCGGCCUGAGAGCCGAGCUAGGGCUGCCGCACAUGCGCCUUGAGGGAAGAUGGCACCUGCCGGCUGCUGCUGCUGCUGCUGCUUCUGGGGCGGCGCUGUGGCCGCCGCGGGCGCCGCCCGGCGUCUCCUGCUGUUGCUGCUGCUGGUGGUCCUAUCCGCCGUGCCAGGGCCGGGCGCCCUGGCCACCGAGCACUACUCGCCGCUAUCCCUACUCAAGCAGGAGCUGCAGCACCGGCAGCAGCAGGAGGCCCCAGCCGGCGGCGGCGGCUGCAGCCCGCAGUCCGGGGACUGGGGGGACCAGUACUCUGCCGAGUGCGGCGAGUCAUCCUUUUUGAACUUCCAUGACUCAGACUGCGAACCCAAGGGAUCACCACCCUGUGACUCCUUGCUUUCCCUCAACACUGAAAAGAUCCUGAGCCAGGCCAAGUCUAUUGCAGAACAAAAGAGAUUCCCGUUUGCCACUGAUAAUGACAGCACAAAUGAAGAGUUAGCUAUUGCUUAUGUCUUGAUUGGCAGUGGUCUCUAUGAUGAAGCAAUACGGCAUUUUUCAACAAUGCUUCAGGAGGAGCCUGAUCUGGUUAGUGCAAUUUAUGGCCGAGGGAUAGCCUAUGGAAAGAAGGGACUACAUGACAUUAAGAAUGCUGAGCUUGCUCUGUUCGAACUGAGCCGAGUAAUUACCUUGGAACCAGAUCGUCCAGAGGUAUUUGAGCAGCGAGCAGAAAUUCUGUCCCCUCUGGGACGAAUUAAUGAAGCAGUGAAUGACCUCACUAAAGCUAUUCAACUGCAGCCCUCAGCACGGCUGUACAGACAUCGGGGAACCCUGUACUUCAUAUCAGAGGACUAUGCAACAGCCCAUGAAGACUUUCAGCAGUCCUUAGAACUGAACAAAAACCAGCCUAUAGCUAUGCUAUACAAAGGUUUAACUUUCUUUCACAGAGGACUUCUGAAGGAAGCUAUUGAAUCCUUCAAAGAAGCUUUGAAGCAGAAAGUUGAUUUUAUUGAUGCAUAUAAAAGUCUAGGACAGGCCUAUAGAGAACUGGGCAAUUUUGAAGCAGCCACAGAGAGCUUUCAAAAGGCAUUGUUGCUCAACCAAAAUCAUGUGCAAACCCUCCAGCUCCGGGGAAUGAUGCUCUACCACCACGGCAGCUUACAGGAAGCCCUUAAGAACUUUAAGCGAUGUCUGCAGCUAGAGCCAUAUAAUGAAGUGUGCCAGUACAUGAAAGGCCUCAGCCAUGUUGCCAUGGGACAGUUUUAUGAAGGGAUAAAAGCACAAACGAAAGUUAUGCUGAAUGAUCCUCUCCCAGGCCAGAAGGCCAGCCCUGAGUAUCUUAAAGUGAAGUAUCUCCGAGAAUAUUCUCGAUAUCUUCAUGCACACCUUGAUACCCCACUUACGGAAUAUAACAUUGAUGUGGAUCUGCCUGGAAGCUUUAAGGAUCAUUGGGCUAAAAAUCUGCCUUUCCUCAUAGAAGACUACGAAGAGCAGCCAGGAUUGCAACCCCACAUAAAAGAUGUGUUACAUCAGAAUUUUGAGAGUUAUAAGCCUGAAGUACAGGAGCUGAUUUGUGUGGCUGAUCGUUUGGGAUCCCUGAUGCAAUAUGAAACACCUGGUUUCCUGCCAAAUAAGAGAAUACACAGAGCUAUGGGUUUGGCCGCACUGGAGGUCAUGCAAGCCGUGCAGCGUACAUGGACUAACUCGAAAGUUCGAAUGAAUGGGAAGACACGGUUGAUGCAGUGGAGAGACAUGUUUGACAUUGCAGUUAAGUGGAGAAGGAUUGCUGACCCAGACCAGCCUGUGCUGUGGUUAGAUCAAAUGCCAGCACGAAGUCUUAGCAGAGGUUUUAACAACCACAUCAAUUUAAUCAGGGGUCAGGUGAUCAACAUGAGAUACCUGGAAUAUUUUGAGAAAAUACUUCAUUUUAUUAAAGAUAGGAUUCUUGUUUAUCAUGGAGCUAAUAAUCCUAAAGGACUGCUGGAAGUUCGAGAAGCCCUGGAAAAGGUACACAAAGUAGAAGACCUUCUUCCGAUUAUGAAGCAGUUUAAUACUAAAACGAAGGAUGGGUUCACUGUGAACACAAAAGUUCCCAGCCUUAAAGAUCAAGGAAAGGAAUACGAUGGAUUCACAAUCACGAUUACAGGAGACAAAGUUGGCAAUAUAUUAUUUUCUGUGGAAACUCAAACCACAGAAGAAAGGACACAAUUAUAUCAUGCUGAAAUAGAUGCACUUUAUAAAGAUUUGACAGCAAAAGGAAAAGUAUUGAUUCUUUCAUCAGAAUUUGGGGAGGCUGAUGCUGUCUGCAACUUAAUCUUAUCCCUAGUUUAUUACUUUUAUAAUUUAAUGCCACUCUCUCGAGGAUCCAGUGUAAUUGCUUACUCGGUCAUCGUGGGAGCACUGAUGGCAAGUGGAAAAGAAGUAGCAGGAAAAAUUCCCAAAGGGAAGUUAGUCGACUUUGAAGCUAUGACAGCCCCUGGUUCAGAGGCCUUUAGCAAAAUCGCCAAAAGCUGGAUGAACUUGAAAAGUAUUUCACCUUCUUAUAAGACUCUUCCGUCAGUAUCAGAAACAUUUCCAACGCUAAGAUCGAUGAUCGAGGUGCUAAACACGGACUCUUCUCCACGCUGUCUUAAGAAACUCUAGUUCUGCUGCGGUAAUUUAUACAAGUAAAGGGCCGGACCUCUUGCUUCUUAAGUUAUUUUUUAAAACAUGGAAUUAUAAAGAAAUUAGGUCAUCUAUUACUUUUGAUACCAAUUUUUGAUAGGAAUUGAAUACUUGAAAUCAUUUUCUUUACUUUUCUGAACCAUAACAAAAAUCCUGAAAGAGGCUUUCAGGGGAAAAAAGCUACUUGACUUGGAGGGAAAGUGUAUGUGUUAGCCAGAGGCCUGUUGGUUUCCAUUUACAAAGUCAUAUAACUCCUUCCUUACAGUAAAAAAAAACAUUUUCUUCAACAACUAAAAAAUAAUGAUGAAGUAAACAAGAACAAAACCAAAUAGGCUUGUAUUCCUUUAGAGAUCUGGAUAUUUUUCAAAGAGUUUCUAUGCACAUUGUGAUAGAGCAUCUUUUGUUGACUCACGUAACCUCCAUGUGUGAGUCCUUUGUUUUGUUUGAACCCUGGAAGAAGGUUCCUGGGCCAUCAGUAUGUGUUGCGGAGCUCACAGCCAGGAGCAGUUAUUUUAAACAAUGCAGACAGUAUUUGCCAAUGUCCCAAACACUGAAUUAUUGAACAAUGUGUUUUUUUUCUUUGUUGAAAAAAAAUAAACUGGGGUGAUUUCUAUAAAUCACCAGUGUUUGGCACUGGA